AUGGCGUCCAGACUUGGCCUUGGCAGCUUCAUGCUGAUCAUAGGCAUCAUCCUGGUCUUGAUGCCCGGACAGGCGGCGGCCUUUGGAGCUGGCAACAUCCCCUCCAUCGCCCAGGUCGAGGGCCACAACUGGCGACAUGGCGACAUCGAGGACAUGCUCAAGACCAUCACCUUCCUGCACGGCAAGAAGUGGACCACUCUGCUCGUCCAGCGCACCUACUUUGGCAACUGGCUGCGCGACUACUCCCAAGCCGUGGACGUCGCCAGCUUGAAGGGCGUCAACGCCGCCACCAUCCGCAUCCUCGUCUGGGUGCUCUCCUUCCUUGCCAAUGGCUACGCCACUGAGGAGUUCGAGGUCACCGAAGAGCGCCUCGGCGUCUACAGGCCCGAAGAGCACAUCGACAACCCGCUGGGCUACGCCGAGGGCAAAGAUGCCCGAGAGUUCGACAAGCGGCUGCGCGGCCCCGUGGCGCCCGUCGAAACCGAGAUAGACAGCCGCACCGGCAUGAAGAACUACAUCGCCAACGAAAGCGGUAACUGGGCGACCAGUGCGGGCUAUCUUCGCUUCAGUCUUGCGCGCAGCAUCCACUAUGGCCGGCUGUACACCAGUGGGUCUUCCCGCAAGGGCAACGAGGACGACCUGUGCGAGGCGCUUCGAUGCCUGGGUCAGGCACUGCACUGCAUGGAGGACUUCCCUGCUCACAGCAACUACUGCGAGCUGGCGCUUCGCGAGCUGGGCUACCACGAAGUAUACCCUCACUGCGGUACCCAGACCGAAAUCAACCUCAACGGGAAGCGCCUCUAUCCUCUCGUUACCGGCACCUUUGGCGGUGUCGAUUUCUUGCACUCCGUACUCGGCGAGGCCAACGAUCACUUCACACAGUCAGAGGUCGACGAGCUAGACAUUGCUCUGAAGAACGCAGAACAAGCGACCAACUCAGGUGGCGGAGGUGGCACCAGGGGCUUUGGUGGCGGCAGCGGGACGAUGGACUUCAUCUCGCUGGUUGGCCAGUUGCCAGGCAUCGGUGGUGGAUUCGCCUCGGAAGCCCGCGAUCUCAGGAGAAUGGCAGAAGAGCAGGAGAGAGAGAACGACAUGACCAGGUCGAGGGGUGACAUGUCCCGCGCGAACGUCAACGUCAUCCCAGGUAUGAGCGCCGACUUCGACCCUGUCAAGACUGCCGCUCGCAUCUACCCAAUUCUCCAGUUCAGGGACAAGAUUGUCAAAUCUAUCAACAGGGGAAUUGCCAAAAUCCCUGGUCUGGAAGGCUUGUUGGAGCACAUCAGUGAGACCUUGACUGCAUUCGUUCUGGGCCUCCUCGCCCCCUUCAUCCGCCCUAUCAUCAAUUCGCUGUCCAAGGUGUUGAAGGACGGCUCCUCUGGGGUUAUCGCAUCCAGUGCUAAUGCUCAACUGGAGCCCUGGAAGAACCCUCACUGCUCCGACCCAACCCACUCUAUGCUGAGCAAGGAUCACUUCACGAACAUCCUUAACUCGUGCGCGGGCAGAGUAGGCGCUACAAUCCUCCAAUAUGUCGUUCCUCGUGUGCUCUACGCUUGGGAGAACACCGGAGUGCCCGUCGAGGAAGUCUGCAACGAUGUCCUCCGUGCCUUCCACCACCCUGCUAUCCGCGACGAGCGCGUGGAAAUCCAACGGGACAUGUUCAACACUGUUCGCAAGUGGGCCGAUGAGUACCCUCGCCGCCAUGAGCUCAACCACGUGCUCGGCUCUGAGAGCGUGAAGAAUGGUAAGAACCAUGUUCUCAGCAGCCAGAAGAAGGGCCACUCUCACGGAGGCGGUAUCUUCGACAACGGGGUAGGCGAUCUCAUGGGCAAGGUCGGCCACGGAAUGCCCACUGGAAGUCUGUGGAGUCAGCUGCAGACCAGAGACCUGGAUGCCAUGGGCGCUGGCAACUCUUCCGGCGUGGGAUAUAUGGGAGCCAGCUCGCCCCCUCCGGCUCAUCCCCCUGCUAGACCAUCCGCAGGCGAAUCUUACGGUUACAACCAAGGCCCUCCGCAGCCGACUGGUGGCGAAGCAGACAGCUAUCUGAACCCUGGAUCGCAGUCGGGAGGCUACGGUGGCCGCACGCCCCAGCCCUACGGCCAAGGACAGGGCUACAACCAGCCUGGUUACGGACCACCCCAACAAGGCUAUGGAGGCCCACCACAACAAUACGGUGGAGGACCUCCUCCUGGAUACGGGCCGCCGCCUGGGCAGUACGGAGGUGGCCCGCCCCCGCUUCCUCAGGGAUAUCCGGGUCAGGGCUACGGACCUCCGCAGCAGGGCUACUAUCCGCCUGGCGGACAGCAACAGUAUGGCGGUCAAGGCCCGUACGGCGGUGGCGGCGGCUACGGUAGAUACUGA
Neoarthrinium moseri is the source of this 2358-nucleotide messenger RNA. RefSeq lists its product as uncharacterized. The transcript is spliced from 2 exons. Bases 1 to 2358 code for a protein of 785 amino acids. The record is from RefSeq and is a predicted model, not a curated record. NCBI's taxonomy places the organism in Eukaryota, Fungi, Ascomycota, Sordariomycetes, Amphisphaeriales, Apiosporaceae.